AUGGAGGAAAUUGAGCAGGCCACAAAAACUUCACUCCCAUCGCUAAGGCUAAAUUACGACGUGUUCUUGAGUUUCAGAGGCGAAGAUACUCGCGAAAACAUCACUAAAAACUUAUACGAUGCCUUAUACUCAAAAGGCGUCCGAGUUUUUCGUGACACAAACGGGUUAACUCAGGGCGACGAGAUCGCUCCAGGUCUUAUGGACGCAAUCAACGAUUCAGCUGCAGCUAUUGCUAUUAUUUCACCCAAUUAUGCUUCGUCGAGAUGGUGUCUCGAGGAAUUAGCUACGAUUUGUGAGUUGAGUAAACUCGUUCUGCCCGUUUUCUACCGGGUUGACCCGUCGGAUGUGAGAAGGCAGAGAGGACCAUUUCUACGUGAUUUUGCGAGUUUAGAAGGAAGGUUUGGAGUGGAAAAGGUGGUGAGAUGGAGAAACGCUAUGGAAAGAGUUGGUGGAAUCUCCGGCUGGGUUUAUUAUAAUCGUGAAGAGUCACAGUUGAUACAGAAUUUGGUGAAAAGAGUUUUACAAGAAUUGAGCAAUUCCCCAAUAUUUGUAGCUCCAUUUGUUGUUGGAAUUGACUACCGCCUGGAAGAACUCAUAAGACAGUUAGAUGUGAAGCACAAUGGUGUCAAGAUUAUUGGGUUGCAUGGAAUCGGAGGGGUUGGUAAAACAACUCUUUCUAAGGCUGUUUAUAAUAAACUUGCUUCUCAUUUCACACACAGGACUUUUAUCUUGAAUGUUAAGGAAAUAGCUGCUCAACAAGGCAUUGUGUCCCUUCAGAAGAAAAUAAUACAAGGUCUUUUCCCGAGCAAGGUCUUCUCCUUCUCCCCCAGUAAUGCACAUGAAGGAAGAGUAAAAUUCGGACGAUUUCUUCAAGAAAAGCGCGUCCUGCUUGUCUUAGAUGAUGUAGAUUAUGUAAAUGAUGAUGUUAACAUACUGAAGGCACUAAUUGGAGGGAAAAACUGGUUCUUUGAAGGGAGCAGGGUUGUUAUUAGUACUAGAAACAGAGGAAUUUUGCUAAAUGACAUCGUUAACGAGACAAUUGAGGUGAGAGAAUUGGGUGAUACUGACUCACUAAAACUACUCAGUUAUCAUGCAUUUAGAAGACAUGAGCCAUUUCCAGCUUUUGUGAAUAUUUCCAAGCAAAUUGUCUCAAUUACUGGAGGGCUACCGUUGGCUCUUGAAGUUUUUGGGUCUUUCUUGUUUGAUAAAAGAAGCGAGGAGGAAUGGAUAGAUGCUCUAGAAAAGCUAAAACAAAUUCGCUCACCGCGUCUUCAGGACAUCUUGAAAAUAAGUUAUGAUGGUCUUGAUGACGAAGAGAAGUGUAUAUUCCUGGAUGUUGCAUGUUUAUUUCUUGAUCAAUUAGAAAAGAAAGCUGAAGAUAUAAUUGAUGUGAUGAAAGGAUGUGGUUUCAGAGCCAGGGUUGCAUUUGACACUUUAACUGCUAGAUCAUUGAUUAAGGUAAUUGAUGGUGGGGAUUUGUGGAUGCAUGACCAGAUAAGAGAUAUGGGAAGACAAAUUGUUAUACAACAAGGCAUUUCAGAUCCCGGAAAUCGCAGCAGACUUUGGGAUGUUGCUGAUGUUUUGAGUGUGUUACAAGGAAGGAAGGGGACACAGAACAUCCAAGGGAUCAUCCUGGAUCUGUAUCAGAAUUCAUCAUCAAAGAUUAAAAGCGCAAAAGCAAUUACUAGAGAGCAUUUUCAACAAGUUCCCACUUUUACUUCUGCAUUAGCUUACAUUAAAGAGUUGUGCAAAGAACAAUUUCAAAAUGAUGCAAAAGAAACUAAUGAGUUGGUAUUGAACAGUGAAGUAUUUGAUCCAAUAGUUAAUCUGCGACUACUCCAAUUCGAUAAUGUGAAACUAGAGGGAAAUUUGGGGAAGUUACCUUCUUCACUAAAAUGGCUCCACUGGAAAAGAUGCACUCUUUCAAGUUUUUAUUCUAAUGAUUAUCCAAGUGAACUUACCAUACUUGAUCUCUCAGAGAGCCAAAUAGAGAGGGUUGGAAGCCGGGAAUGGACGUGGAAUUGCAAAAAGGUGGCGAACAAGUUGAUAGUUAUGAAUCUCUCUGAUUGUCAUAAAAUAACAGUUAUUCCUGAUUUAUCCACGCAUAAAGCAUUGGAGAAGUUGAUAGCUGAGCGUUGCAGUGCAUUGCAAAGGAUUCACAGAACAAUUGGGAAUCUGAAUACAUUACGUCAUUUAAAUCUAAGAGAUUGCCGCAACCUUGUUGAAUUUCCAGGUGAGGUCUCCGGGCUGAAGAAUCUUGAAAAGCUGAUACUCUCGGGUUGCUCGAGAUUGAAACAGCUACCUGAAGAUAUAGGUAAGAUGAAGUCUUUACAAGAACUUCUAUUAGAUGGAACUGCUAUUGAGAAGUUGCCUGAAAGUAUCUUCCGCUUAACAAAACUUGAGAAGUUAAGCUUAAUCCAGUGCCACUCAUUGAAACAACUUCCCCGGUUCAUAGGAAAGCUAAGUGCUUUGAAGGAACUCUCUCUUAAUGGUUCUGCUGUGGAAGAAAUACCUGAUUCUAUUGAACAUUUGCAGAACCUUCAUACAUUAAACUUAAUUAGGUGUGAGUCACUUUCUGCUAUUCCCAGUUGUGUUGGCAACCUCAAAUCUUUAGUAAAUCUCUGGCUUUAUGGCAGUGCAAUAAAAAUGAUGCCAGAAUCUAUUGGGUCUCUGUAUUAUCUUAGGUCCUUAUCGCUCGGAAAUAGUCAGCAUUUGAAUGCAUUGCCUGUUUCAAUUAAAGGAUUGUCUUCUUUGGUUGAGCUUCAAAUAGAAAAGGUUCCAAUUAUUAGUCUUCCAGAUCAUGUUUUUGGUGGACUUAAAUCACUGAAGAAUCUUGAGAUAAGGAACU
Molecule: messenger RNA, 2848 nt
Organism: Nicotiana tabacum (common tobacco)
Lineage: Eukaryota; Viridiplantae; Streptophyta; Magnoliopsida; Solanales; Solanaceae
Source: RefSeq, a predicted model, not a curated record